Molecule: messenger RNA, 15379 nt
Organism: Coregonus sp. 'balchen'
Lineage: Eukaryota; Metazoa; Chordata; Actinopteri; Salmoniformes; Salmonidae
Source: the annotation of a GenBank genome assembly
GAACAAGAUAAAAUUAUCUUUGGCAAGGAUUCAUACCAUAUUAGAGUCAAUGAUUUCAACCACAGUCUAAAGAAAUGUAGCUUGCCCAAUGGGCAGGAGGUUUUUGUACGAUCAGUAAUAGGGAUUGUAUCACAGUGGUACACUUUUGGUAGCGGCACCAGACUAGAUGUUGGAAGUAAGUAACAAGCACACUUGAUAUUUCUUUCUGAUUACACUUAUUAAGUAUGUUAUUCUUACACUCUGUCUCUAUGAAAAUAUUGUGAUUCUAGAUUUUCAAAAUGUUUUAAUUGCUUUUGACUGACCCUUCUUUCUAAUACAAUUUUAUUGAAUCGAAAUGUUUUAAUUGUAGGUUUAUUUAUGUCUGAUUUGUAUGAUUGCAGACUAUAACUCUUAAUUCUGGUAUGAUUACUAUUUAAUAGCAUUGGAUAUAGUAGUCAUUAUUGUUGCAUUGAGUUCAUGGUAGCCUUCACUGUUAGUGUGAAGACAAAGGAUCUCAGUUAUGUUUGUAACAGACUUCAUGAUCUACCAUGGUUGAUAUGCGAUUAAAACUCAUCUAUGCUCAGAUUUUGCAAAUACUAUGAAUAUGGGAAGGCUAUUCUGACCAGAUCCAUUCCUAAACAAUAUCUGUAUGACAUGUAUAACUGACACCGUAUGACUAGUAACUCUAGUUAUUUAACCACUUUGGUUCAUAAAUCUGCUUUGUAUCAUAUUACUUUUAAACAAUCUAACUUUUACAUUCAUAUUUAGAAGGCAUUUCCAUUUCACUUUAUUUUGAUGUGUCCUUUGCUGAAGAUAAUCUCUUACUGUAACUGUACUUGAUGUAGUUACUUAGUUGAUGUGUUCUGUUUCUUCCAGGUAACAGUUCCCCCACCCUCACCGUCCUGCCCCCCUCUAGUGAGGAGCUGUCCAGUACAACAACAGCCACACUGACGUGUCUGGCCAACAAGGGCUUCCCCUCAGACUGGACCAUGAGCUGGAAAGUGGACGGGACCAGCAAGAAGCAGGAGGCCAGUCCCGGGGUCCAGGAGAAGGACGGCCUGUACAGCUGGAGCAGCACACUGACUCUCACUGCCCAGGAGUGGACCAAGGCAGGAGAGGUGACCUGUGAAGCGCAGCAGAAAUCCCAGACUCCAGUCACCAAGACCCUGAGGAGGGCUGACUGUUCUGGGUAGGACCCCCCAGUCACACAGCCCUGUGGAGAGAGGAUGCUGGUUCCUCUGCUUUGACUAGCUUUGUUCUAAAAUCAGUAAUUCUCUGAUUUAGAGAUCACCCUGGUGUAGACUAACAGGGGGCUUGGCUUGAAUUAAUGUGUCAAUCCAUUCUGUAGAUUGAGAUUGUGUUAGUUUUAGAUUUGAUGUGAUCUGCUUUUAUUCACUAUCAUGUUUGCUUUGAUGCUUCGAUUGUGUGAAAAUGGAUUAAAAUAAAUAUUUCUUUUUGAAAUGCAUAUUUUUGUUGUUUCUAUUAAUAAACAGUAUCAUAGAUACUGUAUAUUUGUAAUAUUCUGGAAAAAUAUGUAUUCAGUAAGGCUGAUUAAUGGUGUCUUUAAAAACGGUCAAGUCUAAAACUCACUCUAACAUCAUAAUGGACCAGUAUUUCAUACUAUCACAAUAUAUUAUGAUAUAAUAGAAGAGGUUCUGCCAUGGUAGUAGUUGACUGUCUUCAUUCAUCAGGAUACUGAGUCUGUGUCAGACCUGUUUGACUUGACAGACUUUACAGUAAUAAAAGAAGAACUAUCAAACAGUCAACCGAUAUCUUGGACUCUCACGUGUGUUAUAGGCUUUGAUUUGAAGCUAAAAAAAUAAAAAAUAAAAUACAAAUAUUACAAGUGGCACUACUUCAAGAUUUAGCAGCGUUUCCCAUACUCGGUCCUCAAGGGGUGCACAUUUAGAUUUUUGUCCUAACACUACACAGCUGAUUCAAAUGAUCAUAACUUGAUGAUUAGUUGAUUAUUUGAAACAGGUGUGUAGUGCUAGAGCAAAAACCAAAACGUGCACCCCUUGGAGUCCCGAGGACCGAGUUAGGAAAACGCUGCUAUAUAGUGUAGUGACAAUCUUCUCUACCUCCAAUCCCCUGGGGACAGAGUGAACAUCUGGUGACAGUACUGCUCUAUUCUGGGACAAGCAGAACCACCCAGCCCUGUCUAUGUAAAUCUCAGUUUCACUCCCACAGAUACCAGUCUAGUAGUUGAACAGUUUCACUCCCUGAAAUACCCUGGACUGGGCCAGAUGUGAGGGAGUGGACUGGUUUUAACCUCUAAGGUGGAUUCAGGGAGGGACUCAUAACAGAUAUGCUACAAUGUAAUUAAUGACAGAUAAAAUUGAUAUUAUACUUUACGUAGAUAGUGUAUGUAGUGUACAUGUGUCUCAUGUUUGAACCCAGCAUCAUGUCUAAUUCACAGAUAUAACAGUCAGUAACCUGCUCAUGAAAACAGUUAAUAUAAUGCUAGAAGAUCACAAUUUAAAUCACACGUUUGGUUGAGGUCCAUUUUGGAACUUGUUUUGGGGGGCUGAAGUGAUUGUAACUUUGAAGUAAUGUUGAGGUUAGAACACCUUUUGUUUUACAUCUGUAGAUCUUGCUUUACAUAUUGACAGAAAAUGGGUUUCAAAACAUCAAAUACAUGUUAUAUACACUUAAAGGCCAUGACAAAUAUAACAAGUUAUAACGAUGAUGAUGAUGUUAAUGAUGAUGAUGAUGGUCAUGUGAACUGAAUGAUUACCUUUUAACCAAAUUUUCACAUGUCACAGUUGACUUCAUCUAGUGUUCCAUGUCACUGUCUCUUCGCCCUCAGCACCUGCAGUAGGUCCCAGCUGUAGCAGUACAGUCACUGUGCAGUCUGACUGAGGGAGGUUUUUGUACGGCUCUGUAUCACUGUGUGAACACCCAGACACUGUUGGGAUAGUGCCAACUCUGACAGUAGUAAUCUCCUGCAUCUUCAGCCUGGACUCCACUGAUGGUCAGAGUGAAGUCACUCCCAGAUCCACUGCCACUGAAUCUAGAUGGAGUCCCAGACUGAAGUGUUGUAGCAUAGUAAAUAAGGAGUUUAGGAGCUCCUCCAGGUCUCUGUUGGUACCAGGCUAGACGGUUAUUGCUAUAGACAUCACUGCUGGUUUUACAGUUCAGAGAGACUGUCUGUCCUGGGAGAACAGCUUCCACUGCAGGAGUCUGAGUCACAGUGAACUGGCCUCUGGAUUCUGAAACAGAUGUCAUGUAGAAAUAGCAUUCAAUUGUUAAUACAUUUUUCCAUGUAGCAUAUGAAAUUAAACUGUAAUGAGGUUAUAUAGCCUAAUAUUGCAAUUGUCCGGGUAAUUUUCUGUAAAAUAUAUUACCUUGGAGACAGAGGGCAAAUAUCCAGAUGAAGAUGGUGAUAAAAGUCAUGGUUGUUGUGGGUUCUGUUGUCAUGAAGGACAGCUCUCAGUCAUGAAGUGUUAAACUCACAGGGCUAUAAACACUCCCAGACCACUGAAGCAUGUUCUGUCUAUGCAGAGCAUCAUCACUAUGCAAAUAAUCUUCUGGUCUUCUCACCAUCCACCAUUAUUCAGUAAAGUUCCUACAUGUAAGUAGUCUUCCUGGACAGUCAGACUGAUGUGAUGUAGAAACAUGAUAGCUAUGUAAUCACUGAAAUGGUUUCUGAUAUAAGUGCUAAAUGGGGACUGAUAUAAUGACUUUAGACAUCUACAAGUGGAGCAUAUUGUUAUUACUGUGUUAUUAGAGCAGAUAGUAUCUGCUUUCUGUCUCCCUCCAGUGGUCAGGGUUAGUAACUGCAGUCUAUGUGUUGAAUAUGUGAUGCUGCUGAUUGACUGUGCUCUACAGGGGAUAUCUCCAGAGCUCUGACGUCUCCAGUCUCUUGCUUCACAUGCUGCUCUCUGGAACUACCACAGUGGUGUGAGGGAGGCUGUAUGGGUAAUGUUUAAGUGGUAUAUUGUAUGUGUUGGAAUCAUGUUGAUUAAAUUAUAGCUAUUCAAAACACAGUUCAUCUUUAGGGGUUUUGAUCAUUGCACAUCAUCUCUAUUCAGAUUGGUUGAUGUGUCAUUGUACUGGAUCAUAUCCUCCCCUCAGCACCUGCAGUAGGUCCCAGCUGUAGCAGUACAGUCACUGUGCAGUCUGACUGAGGGAGGUUUUUGUAUGGCUCUGUAUCACUGUGUGAAAACAUAUAUACUAUUUGGAUAGUGGAAACUGACAGUAGUAAUCUCCUGCAUCUUCAGCCUGGACUCCACUGAUGGUCAGAGUGAAGUCACUCCCAGAUCCACUACCACUGAAUCUAGAUGGAGUCCCAGACUGAAGUGUUUUAGCAUAGUAAAUAAGGAGUUUACUAGUAUUAUACUCUAUUGUAUUAUACUAGUACUUUAUUACCAUCAGUCCCUAUUGUAUUAUACUAGUACUUCAGUACUAUCAGUCCCUAUUGUACUGUUGACCAUGAUGUCCUUCUGGACAGACUGGAGAGGUGGGUUGGCCUCUCCGGUCCAAUUCUAAAUUGGUUUAGGACCUAAUUAACCGGUCGAGAGUUUUUUGACACCCUUGGUGAACAUAGUUAAAAGAAAAUACAAAUCACAGUUGGCAUUCUACAAGGCUCGAUUUUGGGUCCGUUACUGUUCAGUUUACAUAUGUUACCAUAUGGAACCGUUAUCAGAAAGCACAGCAUUGAUUUUCACUGCUGCGCAGACGAUACUCAACUUUACAUUUCUGUGUCACCAGAGGAUUUCAACUUCAUGGAUAAAUUAUUAGACUGUAUUAGUUAUUUAAAUACUUGGAUGGCUCACAACUUGGGCUCCCGAGUGGUGCAGUGGUCUAAGGCACUGCAUCUCUGUGCUUGAGGCGUCACUACAGAUCCCCUGGUUCGAUUCCAGGCUUAAUCACAACCGGCCGUGAUUGGGAGUCCCAUAGGGCAGUGCACAAUUGGCCCAUCGUCGUCUGGGUUUGGCCUGUGUAGGCUGUCAUUGUAAAUAAGAAUUUGUUCUUAACUGACUUGCCUAGUUAAAUAAAGGUAAAAUGUGUGUUAAUUUUUAUUUAUUUAAAAAUAACUUCCUCCAGCUAAAUCAAGACAAGACAGAGGUACUUAUUGUUGGACCCAAAGCACAGAGAGAGAAUCUAGCCAAACAUUUUAAUUCACGGGCAAUAAAGAUAAAACACUAGGUAAAAAAACCUAGGUGUUAUUUUAGAUUCAGAACAAAAUUUUGAAUCACACAUUAGGAAUGUGACCAAAAUAGCUUUUUACAACCUGAGGAACAUUUCCAAGAUGCGGACGUUUCUCUCUCAGGCUGAUACAGAGAGACUCAUCAAUGCUUUCAUUACAAGCAGGCUUGACUGCUGUGAUGCUCUCCUGUCUGGUCUACCCAUGAAAGCCAUUGGUCAACUGCAAAACAUACAGAAUGAUGCAGCACGGGUACUGAUCAAGACCAGACGUAGAGUACACAUUACAGCGCUUUAAAGAUCUCUGCACUGGCUGCCUGUGAGUUUUAGAAUUAAUUUUAAGAUUGGUUUUUAAAUCAAUCCACGAUUGUCCACCCCAAUACAUGUCAGACUGCUUUUAAGUUAUGUUCCCAGUAUGUCACACCCUGGCUCUGGGACUCUAUAUGUUGAGCCAGGGUGUGUUCAUUCUAUGUGUUCUGUUUCUAUGUUAGGUGUUCUAGGUUGUGUUUUUCUAUGUUUGCCUGUGUGACUCCCAAUCAGAGGCAACGAGUGUCAGCUGUAGGCUGGUUGUCUCUGAUUGGGAGCCAUAUUUAAACUGUAUGUUUUUCCCUUUGGGUUGGUGGGUUUUUGUUCCGUGUUCGGUCAUUGAUACCGUGGACGUCACGAGUCGUGAUUUGUUUUGCAUUUUGACGCUUUAACUAAUUAAAGUCAUGUUUGUUCAUCACGCUGCGCCUUGGUCUACUCCUUACCUCGACCUUGACAGAAAAACCCACCAUGCAACGACCAAGCAGCGUGUCCAGGGGCAGCUCUUGGGCUGGACAUGGGAGGAAGCGUCGGGAGAAGAGACGGUGGAGGCACGCCGUAGAGAGGAGCUACGGCGUGAUCAGGGUCGUCGUCGGACGGUCGUGAGGCAACCCCAGAAAAUUUUUAGGGGGGGGCACACGGCAUGGACGACGGGGCUGACGGAGGAGAAAAGGGGGCGGAUCCAGAAGGCCACCAGGCCAGGGGUACACCGCCCUGUACGUCCUGUGCGGAUGCGUCACACAGAGUGUGUGAGGGUAGGCAUUCAGCCAGGACGGGUGGUGGUCGCUCUUCACUCCAGGCCUCCUAUCUGUCUCCACAGCCCGGUUCGGCCUGUCCCUGCUCCACGCACCAAGCCUACGGUGUGCGUCGCCAGCCCAGUCCGGCCUGUCCCUGCUCCACGCACCAAGCCUACGGUGUGCGUCGACAGCCCAGCCCGGCCUGUCCCUGCUCCACGCACCAAGCCUACGGUGUGCGUCGCCAGCCCAGUCCGGCCUGUCCCUGCUCCACGCACCAAGCCUACGGUGUGCGUCGACAGCCCAGCCCGGCCUGUCCCUGCUCCACGCACCAAGCCUACGGUGUGCGUCGACAACCCAGCCUGGCCUGUCCCUGCUCCACGCACUAAACCUACGGUGCGCGUCGCCAGCCCGGUCCGGCCUGUUCCUGCCACCCGCACCAAGUCUACGGUGCGCGUCGCCAGCCCGACCCGGCCUGUUCCUGCCACUCGCACCAAACCUACGGUGCGCGUCGCCAGCCCGGUCCGGCCUGUUCCUGCCACCCGCACCAAGUCUACGGUGCGCGUCGCCAGCCCGACCCGGCCUGUUCCUGCCACUCGCACCAAACCUACGGUGCGCGUCGCCAGCCCGGUCCGGCCUGUUCCUGCCACUCGCACUAAGCCAGGGGUGCGAGAAGUCAGCCUGGUAAGGCCCGUCCCUCUUCCACGCACCAAGCCAGGGGUGCGAGUCGUCAGCCUGGUAAGGCCCGUCCCUCUUCCACGCACCAAGCCAGGGGUGCGAGUCGUCAGCCUGGUAAGGCCCGUUCCUCUUCCACGCACCAAGCCAGGGGUGCGAGUCGUCAGCCUGGUAAGGCCCGUCCCUCUUCCACGCACCAAGCCAGGGGUGCGAGUCGUCAGCCUGGUAAGGCCCGUUCCUCCUCCACGCACAAAGCCAGGGGUACGAGUCGUCAGCCUGGUAAGGCCCGUUCCUCCUCCACGCACCAAGCCAGGGGUGCGAGUCGACAGCCUGGUAAGGAUCGCUCCUGUUAAGUCCAGUCCUGCUCCAGCCGGCGGGGCCAGACUGGACCAGGGGCACUAUGGGGGGUGUAUUGGAGGGUGGUGGUCAAGGCCGGAGCCAGAACCGCCGCCGAGGAGGUAUGCCCGCCCAGCCCUCCCCUGGUUUGUUUAGUUGAGGCGCGGUCGCAGUCCGCGCCUUUAGGGGGGGGGUACUGUCACACCCUGGCUCUGGGACUCUAUAUGUUGAGCCAGGGUGUGUUCAUUCUAUGUGUUCUGUUUCUAUGUUGGGUGUUCUAGGUUGUGUUUUUCUAUGUUUGCCUGUGUGACUCCCAAUCAGAGGCAACGAGUGUCAGCUGUAGGCUGGUUGUCUCUGAUUGGGAGCCAUAUUUAAAAUGUAUGUUUUCCCUUUGGGUUGGUGGGUUUUUGUUCCGUGUUCGGUCAUUGAUACCGUGGACGUCACGAGUCGUGUUUUGUUUUGCAUUUGCUCUUGACAACACAGAGAGGUUUUUGUACCAGCAGUAAUAGGGAUUGUAUCACUGUGGUGACUUUUGGUAGCGGCACCAGACUAGAUGUUGGAAGUAAGUAAACAACAAAAUUAACUGUUUUAUUCAGCUUUUGAUGUUGUGUUUCAAUAUCUCUAUAAAUCUAGCCUUGAUAUUGAGGAUUUUUUAACAUACUUUUUUUUUACAUGAUUUUGGGGGGAAUAAUACAAAGCCUACACAUAAUAUGGCCAAUUUUAAUUAGUAUGUCAUUACAUCUAAUUAAAUUUGACCUGCCUUUAAACGAUGAGAGUGAUUAGCCUACAUUUGAUUAGGUGUAUGAAUAAACAUACUGUACCUUGUAGGAAAUGUUCAAUAAACAGGUUUUGCAAUUUUGGGGGCAAAACAAAACAAAAAAUACUUCAUUUCAAAUGAACAAGAUAAAAUCAUCUUUGGCAAGUAUUCAUAACAUAUCAGAGUCACUUAUUUAAACCACAGUCCAAAGAAUUUCAGCUUGGCCGAUGUUCAGGAGGUUUUUGUACCAGCAGUAAUAGGGAUUGUAUCACUGUGGGUCACUUUUGGUAGCGGCACCAGACUAGAUGUUGGAAGUAAGUAACAAGCUCACUUGAUAUUUCUUUCUGAUUACACUUAUUAAGUAUGUUAUUCUUACACUCUGUCUCUAUGAGAAUAUUGUGAUUUUAGAUUUUCAAAAUGUUUUAAUUGCUUUUUACUGAGCCUUCUUUCAAAUAACAUUUUUUAAAAUCAAAAUGUUAAAUUGCAGGUUUAUUUGUAUGUCUGAUUUGUAUGAUUGCAGAAUAUAACUCUUAAUUCUGGUAUGAUGACUAUUUAAUAGCAUUGGAUAUAGUAGUCAUUAUUGUUGCAUUAAGUUCAUGGUAGCCUUCACUGUUAGUGUGAAGACAAAGGGUCUCAGUUAUGUUUGUAACAGACUUCAUGAACUAACAUGGUUGAUAUGUGAUUAAAACUAAUCUAUGCUCAAAUUCUGCAAAUACUAUGAAUAUGGCAAGGCUAUUCUGAUCAGAUCCAUUCCUAAAUAAUAUCUGUAUGACAUGUAUAACUGAUGCUGUAUGACUUGUAACUCUACUUAUUUAAUACUUGUUCGGUUCAUUAAUCUGCUUUAUCAUAUUACAGUUUGUGUUUAUCCACAUCUUUUACCAAUCUAACUUUUACAUUCAUAUUUAGAGGGCAUUUCCAAUUCCCUUCAUUGUGAUGUGUACUUUGCUGAAUAUAAUUUCUUACUGUAACUGUACUUGAUGUAGUUACUUAGUUGAUGUGUUCUGUUUGUUCCAGGUAACAGAGUCCCCACCCUCACCGUCCUGCCCCCCUCUAGUGAGGAGCUGUCCAGUACAACAACAGCCACACUGACGUGUCUGGCCAACAAGGGCUUCCCCUCAGACUGGACCAUGAGCUGGAAAGUGGACGGGACCAGCAAGAAGCAGGAGGCCAGUCCCGGGGUCCAGGAGAAGGACGGUCUGUACAGCUGGAGCAGCACACUGACUCUCACUGCCCAGGAGUGGACUAAGGCAGGAGAGGUGACCUGUGAAGCCCAGCAGAAAUCCCAGACUCCAGUCACCAAGACCCUGAGGAGGGCUGACUGUUCUGGGUAGGACCCCUCUGUCACACACCCCUGUGGAGAGAGGAUACUGGUUCCUCUGCUUUGACUUGCUUCGUUUUAAAAUCAGUCGCUCUUCAAUAUAGUGGUCACUCUGGUGUAGACUAACAGGGGGCUUGGCUUGAGUUCAUGUGUCAAUCCAUUCUGUAGAUUGAAAUGUUGUUAGUUUUAGAUUUGAUGUGAUCUGCUUUUAUUCACUAUCAUGUUUGCUUUGAUGCUUCGAUUGUGUGAUAAUGGAUUAAAAUAAAGAUUUCUUUUUGGAAGGUAUAUUUCUGUUGUUUUUAUUAAUAAACUGGAUCAUAGAUACUGUAUAUUUGCAAUAUUCUGGAAAAAUAUGUAUUCAGUAAGGCUGAUUAAUGGUGUCUUUAAAAACUGUCAAGUCUAAAACUCACUCUAACAUCAUAAUGGACCAGUAUUUCAUACUAUCACAAUAUAAUAUGAUAUAAUAGAAGAGGUUCUGCUAUGGUAGUAGUUGACUGUCUUCAUUCAUCAGGAUACUGAGUCUGUGUCAGACGUGUUUGACUUGACAGACUUUAUAGUAAUAAAAUAAGAACUAUCAAACAGUCAACCGAUAUCUUGGACUCUCACAUGUGUUAUAGGCUUUGAUUUGAAGCAAAAAUAAAAAAUUACAAAUUACAAAUAUUACAAGUGGCACUACUUCAAGAUAUAGCAGCGUUUCCCAUACUCGGUCCUCAAGGGGUGCACAUUUAGUUUUUUGUCCUAACACUACACAGCUGAUUCAAAUGAUCAUAACUUGAUGAUUAGUUGAUUAUUUGAAUCAGGUGUGUAGUGCUAGAGCAAAAACCAAAACGUGCACCCCUUGGGGUCCAGAGGACCGAGUUUGGGAAACGCUGUUAUAUAGUGUAGUGACAGUCUUCUCCACCUCCAACCCCCUGGGGACAGAGUGAACAUCUGGUGACAGUUCUGCUCUAUUCUGGGACAAGCAGAACCACCCAGCCCUGUCAAUGUAAAUCUCAGUUUCACUCCCACAGAUACCAGUCUAGCAGUUGAACAGUUUCACUGCCUGAAAUACCCUGGACUGGGCCAGAUGUGAGGGAGUGGACUGGUUUUACUCUAACCUCUAUAGUGGAUUCAGGGAGGGGGACUUUCUUACAAUGAAUAAACCACCAUUUAAUAGAUGACAUAAAAUAUGGGUAUUACUAAAUAUAGGCAUUGACAGUUACUGACAUCACAUUCUAAUUCCUAAUUCUAUGGUUACGAUGUGUGUAAUGUCUAAGCUCAAAAUCUUUUUCCUGAAAGCAGAGGGCAAGUGUCCAGAUAAGGAUGGUGAUAAAAGUCAUGGUUGUUGUGGGUUCUGUUGUCAUGAAGGACAGCUCUCAGUCAUGAAGUGUUAAACUCACAGGGAUAUUAACACUCCCAGACCUCUGAAGCAUGUGCUGGCAAUGCAACGUGUCCUCUCUAACCAAACAGACUUUCAUGGUCCCACAGAGAAACUGUAGUUGAAGAGAUCUUCUUCUUUGGUAUAAUAGUGUUCGCAACAAUUAUGUGUAUUCCGCCACCUACUGUACACGUGGGUAAUAAGGAUCCCAAAAGGAAAAAAAUUUGGGGUAAAAAAUAAAUAAAUACAUAUAUUUUUUAAAAUCCACACAACUAUCUGUAAUGAAAUGUUAAUUAAACUAAAUCAAAACGAAAUGUGUUUUAAUCAGAUCCCUACACAGGCUCAGAAGGAUCCUGUGAUGGCGGGACAUUUCCUGGCGACAAUAGUCCUUGCAGUGCUUCUGCUGUUAAGUCUUCUCAUUUACAUUUACAUUUACAUUUACGUCAUUUAGCAGACGCUCUUAUCCAGAGUGACUGGAUUGGUGCAAAUUGGUGCAUUCACCUUAUAGCCAGUGGGAUAACCACAUAGCCAGUGGGAUAACCACUCGGCUGCAGAUAUAAUGAUGUCCAGCUUCUUAGACACUUGUGCAGUACAAUUAAUAACUGUGGCUAUAAAUGCUACAAAAUACACCUUUUUCACAAUAAGUGUAUCCAGAUUACUUGAUUGAAGUAUAACAUUUGCAACUGGUUGUGGUGCAUCCACCACCAUAUCUUCUUCAGAACUGAGGCCUCUUGCCCCUUCAAUGCUCUUCACCACCUCCACAUAGGAGAUUUGCUGUACAGCCCUGAUCCUUGACACCUCAACCUCUUUCACCCUAACAGAACACUCAGGGUAUUCAGAAUUAUGAUCCCCGCCACAGUUGAAACAUUUUACAUUCACAGACUCUUCAAUAACAUAUUCCUUCCAUCUGCAAACACUUGACACAUGGCCAAACGUUUUACACUUUUUGCAUUGCUUCGGGUUUUGCACGAAUGCUCUUACAGCGUAUCUUAUAUCCCAACUUUACAUAGGGUGGUAAAUACUCAUCAAACAUCAAUAAUACAGAUAAACUUUGCUCCUUUUUCCCAUUCUCCAUACGGGUCAAGCGACGUGCAUUAACUACUCCUGGAAUUUUUUGCCUAAGAUAUUGAUUAUCAAUGUCCAACGGGACGCCAGAAAUAACACCUUUUACUGGUUUCCUGCUCCGAAAACCAAAGCUGUUCAUUUCAUGCGUUGAUAUUUUCGCGAGCUACAAUGCACAUUCCUUUUGCUCUUUAGAUACACACCAUAUCAACACCAUACCACUCCUGGUUACUAUGAUAUCAACACCAUACCACUCCUGGUUACUUUGACUGCAUCCACAUUUCCAAAUGCCUUCUUCACCAUCCUCUGACUUCAAAAGGGUUUCCCAAAUAAACAUCUUUAUCCAAAAAAUGUACUCCAACAAGGAACUGUCACACCCUGACGUAUGAAACUCUAGUAUGUUGAGUCAGGGUGUGGAGUUCUAUGUUGUAUUUUCUAUGUUCUCAGUCUAGGUGUUGUAUUUCUAUGUUUGGCCGGGUGUGAUUCCCAAUCAGACAGCUGUCGCUCGUUGUCUCUGAUUGGCUCUGAUUGGGGAUCAUACUUAGGCAGCCUGUUUACAAUCAUUAGUUGUGGGUUCUUGUUCCGUGUUAGAGGCUUGUAUUGUGUUUAGCCUUAGGACUUCACGUUUCGUUGGUUUGUUGUUUUGUUCGUGUGUUUAUCGGUGAAAUAAACAUGUAUGCCUUUCACGCUGCGCCUUGGUCUGACCCGUCCUUAAACGAACGUGACAGGAACGAUUCAUCAGACUCAUUUUCCACAACAAUUUUAGCCCUUUCUGUUCCAUUCUUGGACUUCACUAUUGUCCACUCAUCUUUCUCACUAACUGUACUCAACACGCUUUCAGCUUCAAAUGACACUACUUCUUCUUCCACCAUCUCUCCCCUCGUUGAAGAGAUGUGUGAGCAGCUGACCUUUAAAAAGGUUGAGAGCUGAUUGUCCAGCCAAUCAUGGCCUUGAUUGGUAAAUGAGCCUCAGCUAGAAUCAAUUAAAGACUAUGAAGGUGCUGGAAGAUAGCAGGGCGUGGCAGGAAUGAGGUGUUGUACUAACGAUCAGGUGUUUAAGAAAUAUAUAAUUGAUUUAGAGAUUAAACCUGAUGUGGCUUAGACCACAUCUUGAUUAUUCCUGGUUAUUGUUCAAUCAGAUCCGAUAGAUCAACUGGACAGGGUGGUAUUUGUACUAUGUUCAUAAGAGAAGGUCUUGUAUAUCGUAAUAUACCUGUCCCAUCUGAAUAUGAAUGUGUGAUGGUGGAAAUAUACAUUGCAGGUAGUAAUAUUAAGUUGCACAAUUUUUACAACUGUCUGUAGCGAUGUUUGAUGAAAUAUCAGGAGAAAUGGGCUCUAGAGAGAUAUGGUGCGCAACUUUAAUGCACAUAAUAGUUUAUGGGGAAGCACACAUACUGAUGCUGAUGGUACUAUUGUGGAAGAUAUGAUGGAAACAAGAGCAUAUGUCUUAACGAUGGAUGUAGUACAAGAGUUUAUGUUGUUAGAGGGGUUACAUCCUGCCUGGACCUCGCUGGCUUCUAACUCUAUUGCAUCUAUGUGUGAAUGGAAUGGAUGAUUCUACUGUUGGAAGUGGUAAUUUUCCAAUUUCGUGUACCAUGAACUUUGAUGUUACUACUCCAGAUAGGGUACCGUUCAGAUGAUGGUGCUUUCAUAAUGCAGACUGGGAAAAUUUGGUGAUCAUUGCUUAAAUGUUGGACAGUUGUCUUUAGAGAGGCUGGUUGAUGUAUGUGCUUUCUCUGUGACAUCACUGAUUUUGAGUGCUACAAAUGUGUAUGUACCAGAGAGUGAAGUGGGUGAGAAAAGGAAGGUGUUUCCAUGGUGGACUGAAGAGUGCACUGCGGCUAUUAGAGAAAGAAAUAGGGCUUACAGAGUGUUGCGUAGGAAUAUGACUCCUGAGAAUCUAAUUGAUUUCCAAAGGAAGAGAGCUUUAGUACGUAGGGUCAUUAAGUCUGUCAAGAGAAAUGCAUGGAGGCAGUUCUGCUCUACAAUAGGCAGGGGUACUGAGCUGGGGGAUGUAUGGUCUAUGUUGAAGAAGAUGACCGGAAGAAGCAAGUCCACUCGAAUUCCAGUUUUGGUUGUGGGUCAAAAAAUGAUAAAGAAAAAGCUGACUUGUUAGGGAAGACAUUUACUAGUGUACAUAGUGGGGUUACUUUGGAUGAAGUAUAAAAGCAACGUAGGUGUGAGAUUUGAAAUGCUCAUGUUAAUGUGUAUAAGAAAGGGAUACUGUUGACUCUUCUUUGGAUGCUGAUUUUACCAUACAUGACAUACGUUCAGCCUUAAUAGGCUGUGGAUAUACAACCCCAGGUCAUGAUCGGGCUCCUGAGUGGCGCAGUGGUCUAAGGCACUGCAUCGCAGUGCUAACUGUGCCACUAGAGAUCCUGGUUCGAAUCCAGGCUCUGUCGCAGCCGGCCGCGACCGGGAGACUCAUGGGUGGCGCACAAUUGGUCCAGGGUAGGGGAGGGAAUGGCCGGCAGGGAUGUAGCUCAGUUGAUAGAUCAUGGCGUUUGCAACGCCAUGGUUGUGGGUUCGAUUCCCACGGGGGGCCAGUAUAAAAAAAUAUGUAUUCACUAACUGUAAGUCGCUCUGGAUAAGAGCGUCUGCUAAAUGACUAAAAUGUAAAUGUAAAUGAUCAGUUGUGCUUUGUAAUGUUUAAGCAUAUACCUGAUGAGGUAAUGCAGUGUAUCUGUUUACUGCAUGUCUUUGUAGAAUUAGGGGCAGUUUGCCAGACACAUUAAGCUUAGUCCUGCACUGAAAAGCAAACUCAAUUGGAUAAUCUUCAUUGAAAGAGCUUUUAGUCUAGGACAAUGCUUCAUCUGUGUCCAGUAAACCCCCUCCUAGUGUUUUGUUGCUCUUGGUGUGCUAAACUGUAGAGCAUGAAUGUAACAUACAUUUAUCUGAUGAAUUGUUUUGUCUAGAAUUGUUUUCAGAGUUUAUUUUUGCCUUUAUCUUUAUAGAUGAAGUGUUUUGUUGUUGUCGGUAGUUCUCAGUACUGUAGCUAGUUGUUUAUCCUGUGUGUAUUCUCUCCUCUCCUCUCCUCUCCUCUCCUCUCCUCUCCUCUCCUCUCCUCUCCUCUCCUCUCCUCUCCUCUCCUCUCCUCUCCUCUCCUCUCCUCUCCUCUCCUAAUAUAUUCCAUUCUACAAUAGUAGUAGUAGCUGACUCUCCUCUAUCAUCUCUCCUCUUCUCCAGCUCUUCCCUCUGUCAGGCACACAGUGUCUCUGCUCCCUCCUGUCCUCUGAGUAACUCUCUGGGUGCUCGGCCAAACUGGCCUGCCUGCUGAGUGUCUACUCCCCCCUGGGGGCGAUGGUGAGCUGGGAGGUGGACGGGGCGGAGGUCAAGGAUGGGGUCCUGACCACCACAGAAGAAGAGAAGGGUGGCCACUUCAGCCGCAGUAGCACCCUGACCCUGAGCAAGGCACGCUGGGAAGAUGGAGAGGUGUACACCUGCACGACGACGACACCAGUGAUUCAGCCGCCUUCAGGAAAAGUCAAUAUAGUGUCUAGAGACCGGAGAAGCAAUUGUAGGAUUCUAGAGAAUACCCACAUGGUGCUAGUUCUGGAAACAUUAGUGUUUUAGAGCUGAAUGUUACAGUAUAAUAGUGAAUAAUAUCAGUAGUACUGUGUGCUAAAUGAAGUAUUUUGAGAUUAUGUUGUACAUGUCUUCUUGCCUCUGAGUUCAUAUAAAGCUUGUUUUGAUUAGAAAAUAACCCAAUAA